Molecule: messenger RNA, 186 nt
Organism: Penicillium hordei
Lineage: Eukaryota; Fungi; Ascomycota; Eurotiomycetes; Eurotiales; Aspergillaceae
Exons: 1
Coding region: 1-186 (61 amino acids)
Molecular function (GO): protein binding
Source: RefSeq, a predicted model, not a curated record
AUGCACGGGCAUUACGAUAUGGUCGAAUCCUUGAUUGAGAAAGGUGCAGACCCAAACUUGGACUGGCAGUUCUCCACUCGGGAUUACGCGGAAUGGUUUUUCUAUAGCACAAUAGGUUUCGUUCUACAUUUCGAGCACGUUGAAAUUGUGAAACUUCUGCUGGCAAAGGGGGCUUUGGACCUAUAA